GGACCUUUUGCCAUUUUCGUGCAGUUGAUCAUGGGUGUCUUGGUGGUUGGAACACUAGUCUUGAAACGGCAACGAGAAAAGCCCAAACGUCCAUGGAAGAUUUGGAUGUUGGAUAUAUCGAAACAGAUGCUCGGUCAGCUGUUCGUUCAUAUCUUGAACGUUUUAUUGUCCUCGUUGGGCAGUCGAGCAAGUGAAGGAGAGAACAAUCCAUGCAGUUUAUACUUUCUCAAUAUUGCAAUCGACACUACAAUCGGCGUGCUGUUUAUCUACUAUUGCAUGAAGUUUCUCACGCACUACUUUACCGAUGUUCUUGGUUGGCCCGGUUUUGUAUCUGGACAAUAUUCUUCCACACCUUCUGUGAUCGGAAGGAGAAGACGUGCAGGUCCUCGCAGGAUAAUGACUUUCUUCUUUCGACAAUUGGCCAUGUAUCUUCUUUCACUUCUUCUGAUGAAGAUAAUGGUCUUGAUCUUGUUUGGAAUUUUCCCAUUCUUAUUCGACAUUGGACGUUGGGUCUUGAACUUGUUUGGCGAUCACAAGAAAGCACAAGUGUUCUUUGUUAUGGCAUUAUUCCCUUUGGCGAUGAACACGCUGCAAUUUUGGUUGAUCGAUUCUGUCUUGAGA
Molecule: messenger RNA, 621 nt
Organism: Meira miltonrushii
Lineage: Eukaryota; Fungi; Basidiomycota; Exobasidiomycetes; Exobasidiales; Brachybasidiaceae
Exons: 2
Cellular component (GO): membrane
Source: RefSeq, a predicted model, not a curated record